Molecule: messenger RNA, 6267 nt
Organism: Candidula unifasciata
Lineage: Eukaryota; Metazoa; Mollusca; Gastropoda; Stylommatophora; Geomitridae
Source: the annotation of a GenBank genome assembly
AUGAAUGGAUUAUGUACCAUGUAUAUGCCCAAGGCUUUUCUAGAUAUUCUACAACAGCUGUAUGAGUUACACAUAAUUGACAUCAAUAAAGCAUACUCAGGGAAAACUGGCCUGCAAAUAGCUUGUGAGAAUGGAUAUGUAGAUAUUGUGAAGUGGCUUCUAGAGCAUGGAGCGGAAAUGAAAAACGCUUAUGAUGAGAACUCUGAAUUUUAUCUGGCAACCUUAAAUGGAAACCAAGAUGUUCUUGCUGUUUUGUUGAAGCAAAAAGCAGGAAUGGUAGCAGAUAAAGAUAUCCAGUACUGUCUGUUAUAUGCUGCUUGCAAGGGAGGUCACUUAGAAUUAGUAAAAAGGUGGUUUUCACCAGACAUGGAUGUGACAGAGAAAACAUUUUACAUCUCUGAUCUGUCAAAAUGUGAGCAGAUGUAUCCAUUGUUUGCUGCAUGUGAAGGAAAUCACUUUGAAGUUGCCACAUUCUUAAUACAAGAAGGUGAAGCUGCCAUUACCAGAGAUAUUUGUUAUUACUUCCCAGAAUUCAGUGCUAGACUCGUCAGAUCUUUAUUUUUAAAGUCUGAUACAAAUGGUCAGCAGUUUUUCCACCUGUCAAAACGAAAGAUUGAAUACCUUCUGCCAUGCUGGUUUUGCGAACCUGAAAAACAGAAUGUGGAUGCAGAUAUCUGUGAAGAAGCUAAAAUUGAGGUGAACAAGGAUGAAGACACAUUUGACAUUGUAAUUGACGCACACGAAAACAGGCUGCAGGAGUUACCGGAUGAUGUUUUGUGGUCUUUAAUAAAUCUCAUUUCAUUAAAUGCAUCGCACAAUCCACUGAAGUCAAUUCCCAGUGCAUUUAAUCCUGGUUCACUGCAUUUGAAUGGAUUAAAGAUACUGAAUUUUGAACAUUGUCUUUUGGAAUCUAUUUCCUCUGACGUGUUCAGUCUCCCAUGUCUUGAACAGGUGAACUUGUCUCAUAACAGAUUGCACACCUUGAGUGUGACAGAUGAUGCGUGCCAUACAGCCUGGAAAUGUACAGAGCUUAAGAGCUUAGAUAUCUCCCAUAAUUUGCUUGAAUCCGUUCCCUGCAGCAUUCAAGUCUGUGCACGUUUGAUCUCACUCAACGCCAGCCAUAAUCAGCUUCAGACAAUAUGCAUGCCUUGGCAGUGCCCUAUGGAAAGCCUUGACCUCUCCUUCAACAAGCUGUCAACAUUUCCACCAAGUGCCUACCAGUACUGGGGAAAAACAUUGAAGAAACUUCACCUGCACCACAACCUGAUGACUGAGUUGGCAGAGAGUAUUGUCAGAAUGCGCAAUCUUUCACACCUGGAUGUUUCGCACAACAAGAUUCAACAAAUGCCACAUCCUGGCCUCUGGUGUUGUCCUCUGUUUUUCUUCAACUUGAAUCACAACAUGCUGGUUUCUUGUCUGGCAUCCACCUUGAAUGAGUUGUGCAUAGCCAACAACCGUCUGGAGGAGGUGCCCUCAAGUAUAAGUGAUUUGAGAAAAUUAUUCAUCUUGGACAUAAGCGACAACAAAAUCAGAAGUCUGCCUCUUGAACUGGGCAAGCUGAGGAGUCUGGCUAUUCUGAAGGUCAAAGGUAUCAAAGUUAAGGACACAGAGCUGGGCAGACUGAUAACUUCUUUAGACAGCGGUGUAAAAGAUGUAUAUGCCAGCAGUAUUAUCCAGUACCUGGACAGAGCACGUAGAAAAUGUAUCCAUGCUGGCAUCUUAAAAAUUAUUGUACUUGGAUGUAAGAACAAAGAUGGUUAUUGCAUAGUACAGGAACUUGCCAACAAAAGAAACGUCCAAGCAGCUGAACAUGAGGUAAGAGCUAAUUUGAGCUCGUUAUUUUGGUACCAUGUUAUAAAUGUAUCUUAUAUGUUGGUUUUCUCUGCCAAACAGAAGAAAGUAAAGCUGAAAAUCUGGGAACUCCCGGAUUCCAAAGUUACCUCUAGUAUCUUGCCUUGUUUCCUGACCUUGAACUCACUAUAUUUGAUUGUCCAUGAUGUCAGCAUCUAUGGUGCCGAUGUACAUUCAGUUUCAGAGAAAGUGGCAUCUAUUCAGGCCUGUGUUUUACGCCCCCACGUAAUAGUUGUGUGCAUAUACUCAAAGCUGUUGGACCAGGAUGAGCAAAAAAGACUAGAAAAGGAUAUAUUUUCUAAAUUAGGGAAAAUAUUGCCAAAAGCAAUGCUUGUUUCGGUCAUAUCUGGAGACUGUUGCAAUUCUCGAACUCUGCAGCAAGCAGUAAAUAGUUUGUGGGAAACUAUGUCUGAUGCUGCAUAUGAUCCAAAUGCAAAAAUUUGUCAGAGACAAGUGCCAAGGAAGUUUCUAGAAGUGAUAGAAAAUCUGGCCAGAUUCAAGAAAAACAUCUGCAGGAUGAGUGAACUUUUGCAGGCUGUCAACUGUAACAUUAAGGAUCUAGAGGAUGGGUUAGACCAAAAUUUGACCUUGCGUAACUUCCUGUUACAAGCUGGUGGCAUGCUGCACUACAACAUGCAUGUGGGUGAACUGUCUGACUGUGUCAUUCUAAACCCUGCAUGGCUGUUUGAUCUACUCUUAAAGUUCUUACAGAAUGUGAUGACUCGGAAUAGCAAGAAAGCUGGACAAUUGCCAUUAAGGACUGUGAGAGACAGACUUCAGGAAAUACUACCAGCAGGAAAUUAUGACUAUUUUCCUGCCAUUCUGAAGCUAAUGGAGGCCUUCAACAUUGGAGUACGACUGAUGGACAAUACAAGCAAGGAGGAAGAAAUCUUUCUGGUUCCCUCACUGCUUCCCAAGCAGCCUCCAGAGUACCAGGUGGAUGCGGACAAGGACGCAUGUAAAGCUGCCCGCCUCUAUUGUCUACCAGCUGUUCCACCAGCUUUAUGGAGCAACCUGAUAUCCCAGCUGAUCUUAGCUUUUAACCGUUAUUCAGCCUCCAGAUGGAGUCUUGGGGAACAGAAGUCUCAAGCUAGCAGAACAAACUCUAACAGCAGGUCUUUUAUGACCAGUGGUCAACCCAGCUUGCGAGGACUCCACAUCAGUAACAAGAAUAUUCAGUACUGGAGAACAAUGAUCAUGAUGUACUACGAUCAGGGCCACGUGGUUGUGGAGGAAGUUGAGUGCAAGUCCAGUUCUGAAGCCUCAGCACCAGGAAUUUUGGUAACAGUACAGACAACAGGGAGUGGAAAAGCUGAUGAUCUGUGUGAACAGAGUCCAAAUAGAAAUGAAAAGAAACUUUCCAUAUUGGGGAUAGUAUUAGAUGAACUGGAGGAGAUUCUGGAGCGUUUUAACCCAAAAUUCCGAGACCUGUAUGAUGCCAACUUGAGCGAGGUCUAUGCUAUCUGUCCACGCUGUUAUGACAUCAAGCCUGGCUUAGGUAGUAUCAGUCUCAGCGGCAUUCACUUCACAGUUAAAGAUUGUGCUCAGAUGCUUCUAUCAGUAAAUGCAGUCGUGUGCCAAAGUGGCCCAUCCUCUUUAAGUUGUCUUGUGCCAGAAUUAAUGUUCAUGGAGCUGCCAUCAAAAAUGCAUUUGUCACCAAAUGAUCUUAUUUUGACUGACGUUAAACUGGGUCGUGGAAUGACAGGAGAUGUAAGAAAGGGAGUCUAUAGGGGCACUGAUGUUGCCGUGAAAGUCUUCUAUAACCCAGAUGAAAGACCUUUUGUGCCAAAUAAUCCCAGUAUCAAAUACAACAAUGUAGCAGAUGCAGCUACAGAAUUCAAAGCCAAACAGUAUGAAAUUAACACAGAACAGAUCAAGAUUAGCAAUGCAUUUACUGAUGUUCGGCGAGAAGUUGGAAUCCUCAGUAAGCUCAGCCAUGAAUUCAUUGUAACUUUCAUUGGCUUGUGCAUCAGGCCGCAGCUAUUGCUGGCAAUGGAGUUGGCUCCCUUUGGUAGUCUGAGAACACAGCUGGAUAAGAAAGUUCCAGCUGGGCUUCGUGAAAUACAGCACAUGGACAAAGUCAUUUCACAGUCAGUUUUCAGCAAAGAUCUGACUUAUAAGAUUAUUCUUCAGAUUGGAAGUGGCUUGUGUUACCUGCAUAAAAACAGCAUUAUCUAUCGGGACCUGAAGCCAGACAACAUCCUUGUGAUGUCCCUUUCAGUUGAAGAUCGUGUCAAUGUGAAACUGUCAGACUACGGCAUUUCCAAGUUUAAAACCCUCACUGGUGUCACUGGGGUGUUUGGAACUGUGGGAUAUAUGGCUCCUGAAAUGUUGCUGAAGCGACCAUACACAGAAAAGGCAGAUAUGUACUCAUUUGCCGUAGUUAUAGCUGAGAUUCUGACAGGCAUAUCUCCAGUAGACUGCCAAUUUUUGCCACGCUUGUCCUAUGUUGAUACCACUGGAGCCACACCUGGUCACCUUAAGGAUUAUCAAAUCAAGUGUCAUUUUCCUGCUCUGGAAAGUCUCAUGAAAGAGUGUUGGAGUCAGGAAAUGGAUGACAGGCCAUCUUCAGUAGAAGUCUUUAAAAUGAUUAAAUCUGACCAGUUUUUGCUUCUGUACGAUUCUUUAAUACUGGACAGAAAAGCUGAAGAUAAUUUAGAAGUAACUUGUGUCUAUGCCUGUCAGACUCAUGGACGAUGGAGAAUCUGGGUCAGUGAGAGUGGCCAGGGAAACAGCAGGUUCAUCAGUGUCUACGAUGUUGAGACAUCUGGUUCAUGGUGUAUAGAAAGUUGUGCUGAAUUAAACAGCUUGGAGGUCAUAGAGCGAGGCAAUCAAAGCAACUUUGAAGUUUGUUGCAGUGUCACUUUAGACGCAGUGGCGACAAAAAUUGUGAAUCAUGUAUAUGAGAAAUCAGAGAGCUUUCUUCUCAUAGGCCUUGAGAAUGGUUGUCUCACCACAAUCCAUUCAAGAUCAUCUCCAUGCAAAUCUGUGACAGCUAGUACAAAUACAGAGCUACACAGAGCCACUCCUAUUGCAGACAUCUGUUCAGUUGACUUCUAUCGAAUUGCAGUAGCCUGUGGCAUGGCAGUUUGCUUUCUGAAUGUAACCUUGCCUGAUUGUCAAGAAGGUGUGAAGGGUAUCUGGAUACCUGAGCUGGUCAAUAGUGGCAUGGUGUCUAUGAAACAUGUUGCUGAUGUUUAUAGUCCUGUAGUUGCACUGGUUGCUGAAGGAAAUUCUGUUUGGUGCUGUUUGGAGAACAGCUCCUGUUUGGUGAAAAUCAAUGUGGAUCUGAUGAGAAUUGUGCUGAUUGUAACCGUUAGUUGGAGUUCUGUGAGUGAUGCAGUGAGACUAGAAGAAAUGGACAAAGUUGAAAGACCACCUUUGCGGUUGUUUGCUUCAGACAGUGCUGCUGAAUUAAGAAUUUCCAAUGAUGACAAAUAUGCCCUUGCAUUAGCCAGCGGUUGCCGAGUAUCUGUAGAUGAUGAUGUUUUCUCCAAAAAAGAACCGAGUGAAAUGGUUGGAAUGCAUUGUUCUUCAGAAUCUGACAUUUGUGCUGCUAAAAGCAUUUCUGAAGAACUUGUUUCUGCUUCUGAAAGCAAUGAUUUCACAAGGAAUAGAAGUCAGACAACAAACAAUAAUGACAAACCACCAUUGCCACCGCCACGAAGAAAUAAAUCUGCCCUUGAAAGAGCUGUUAGUAUGCCAGGGCUUCAGGAGAAGCCACCUUUGGUUCCAGAAAGAUCCCACUCCCAAGAAAACAAUAUCUCUAUCACUAGUCUGUGUGUAACCUGUGACAUCUUGGCCAUAGGCACCAGUAAUGGGGGCAUAUCGUUGCUGCCACUGGUUUACCACACAGAUUCUGAUAAAUCUGGCAGUCCUCCAAGUUUACCUUUUCAGUUGCCAUUGUUAAGACACCCCACCACAAGAAAAGAGCAUACAGUGAAAUCACAGUUACAGAAUGUUUUUGCCAGGCAGGGUAAACAAUCUGCAGGAUCAAUUUUGUGUCUAACUUUAGCAGGAAAGAAUCUUGUCUCUCUUUAUUGUCCAGCUCAGGUUUCACAUCGAAUUAGUAGUAGAACUGAUGGCGGCAGAAAAAGAUUCGGAAUCAUAAUUAAUGGUAACCAGUUAAACAUAUGCAAUGAAGCUGACAAAGAUACACAAGACUUUGUACAAACUCCAAAAGGCAAUGCUGAAAGUGUCGGUUGUCGUAAGGAGCUGCCAGUUUCGUUCCAACAUUUCACAUCUUCUGACACAGAUAAAAUGCAGCUACCUGAAGUUGCUGAUAUUGCAGUCUGGGAUAACAUCUCAUGGAACAGGCUACAAACUGUUCGAUCCUAUGGCCAUGAAUUGAUUGGUUGUAAUGGAUGGUGCUGUCUUGCACCUAGCCUUGCUGGUUCAUCUGCUUCAAGUAGCUAG